Molecule: messenger RNA, 963 nt
Organism: Malassezia japonica
Lineage: Eukaryota; Fungi; Basidiomycota; Malasseziomycetes; Malasseziales; Malasseziaceae
Exons: 2
Coding region: 1-963 (320 amino acids)
Molecular function (GO): S-adenosylmethionine-dependent methyltransferase activity
Source: RefSeq, a predicted model, not a curated record
AUGGACAACCUGUCAUCGACGUAUACGGAGCUCGCCACCAAGUACGAGAACGGCACUGGCGGUGCGACACGCGAGAUUGCAAAGGCGUGUGUCGGCGCCGCGCCUUCCAUUACAUCCGAUUCGGUCGUGCACGAUAAUGCGUGCGGCCCAGCGAUCGUCACGAGUGUGAUUAUGGGCCAAGGCACCAGGCCUUCCAUUUAUGCCACCGAUUUUGCCAAGGGAAUGGUGGACGUUACUCGGGCCUUUUCUCAGCAGAAUGGAUGGGACAAUGUCCACUGCCAAGAAAUGGAUGGCCAGCACCUUUCGUUUGCCGACAAUUUCUUUACGCACUCUUUCAGCUGCCUAGGCGUGUACCUCUUUCCCGACUCCAAGAAAGGCGUCGCGGAAAUGUACCGCACACUCCAACCCAAUGGAUUUGCGUGCUUUUCUUCGAUGAAAGACCCCGUGUGGCCCGCAGUUGCCCUCAAAGUAUACCAGGAGCGCUUUCCCAAUGCCGAAAAGCCGCUGCAAUUCCCCGAGACGCCGGAAUGGUACCAUGAAGCAGACAUCCAAAAGACGCUCAAGGAGGCUGGAUUCCAGGAUAUCCAUGUGAUCGAAGUGCCUGCGACUUUUCACUAUGCGGAUGAGGCGACGGGCCGUGCGACGUGGCACGGAAUGCUGACGAUGUUUAGCGCGACGCUGCGUGAACUCGACCAAGAAACCUAUAACGCCUUCUUUGCGCAAUUCUGGAAAGAACUUCUUGAGAACCACGGCACUAGCAUGCCCGACGGAAAAACGACGCGCGCCAUUUGCAAGAGCAAGCUCAAGGCCUUUAGCGCGGCGCUCGGCAAGGUGGACGAUGUCACCCAUGAUGCCUACGUUACCCAAUUCUGGGACAAGCUUGCCAAGAACCAUGUGUACUUAGAAGACAAUUGGUGCACCAUCAUAAAGGUGCGUGCGUGGCUCGCGACGGCGACCAAGUAG